Messenger RNA from Rhagoletis zephyria (snowberry fruit fly), 1293 nucleotides. Its product is annotated as putative nuclease HARBI1. Lineage: Eukaryota; Metazoa; Arthropoda; Insecta; Diptera; Tephritidae. The record is from RefSeq and is a predicted model, not a curated record.
UUUCAGUUCAUGUCGACCACUCCGUCGAGUCGACUAAAAAUCCUCAUCACAAAAUAAAGUCGACGAUUACUCGACAAAAUGUCAUAUGUUGCUUUAAAUUGUGAACUGCAAACGUGAAAAGAGGAAGAAUGUAAACAAAUAAAAACUUGUAAAACCGCCAGAAAUGUGUUUUGAGUAGGAAAAUAUAUCAAACGGCUUAAAUAAAUGGAUACCAUUGCUAUAUUUUUUAUAAAUGAAGAAAGAUCUGCUGAUAACUUGUCACAGUCUCGAAAAAACAUAAGAAACCGCUCCAACUUCUUAAAUAUAUGUGAUAAAGAGUUUGUGCAACAUUUUCGAUUAACAAAAGAUGCUUUCAAGUACGUGCUAACUGAAAUCAAAGACAAAUUGAAAAAACGUUCCCGUACAUCCGCUGUGUCGGCAGAAUUAAAAUUUGCAGCUACCUUAAGAUUUCUAGCGGAGGGAAGCUAUCAACUUGGAGCCGGUAAUGAUUUAAAUAUAGGCAUUGCGCAGUCGACUAUGUCUGGAGUCCUAAAGGAGGUGCUAGAUUGUCUGGAAGAACAAAUUUGUCCAAAGUGGAUAACAAUGGAAAUGACUAAUGAAGAAAAGAUGGAAGCAAAACAACAUUUUUAUGAAAAUACCCACUUUCCUGGGGUUAUUGGUUGUGUGGAUGGUACCCACAUUAGAAUAAUUACUCCGUGUAAGGAUCAGCAACAUAUGUAUUUCAACAGAAAGGGGUUUUCCAGUCUGAACGCAAUGAUUGUGUGUGAUCAUAAAAUGCGGAUUCGGUACAUUGACGCACGGUACCCCGGAGCUAGUCAUGAUGCAUUGGUGUGGAAUACCAGUGAACUAAGGCGAAUGAUGCAACAAAACUACGAGAAUGGGGAAAGGAAUUCGUGGAUUUUAGGGGAUGCAGGAUAUCCUCUGGAACCAUUUUUAAUGACACCGUAUCGGGCAGCUGAACUGAAUAGCUUGGAGAGCAAGUAUAACAUUGCACACGCCAAAGCACGGAACAUAGUGGAGAGAACCAUCGGGGUCUUAAAAAAUAGAUUCCGGUGCCUGCUUUCUGCUCGUCAGCUGCAUUACUCUCCAACAAAAGCAACAAAAAUUGUUAACGUAUGUGCUGCGUUACAUAACAUUUGUUUGUUCUACAAUGCUCCCUGUAUCGGGCAAUUAGAAAACCAGGAGAGCCAUGGAACACAUUUAAGCCUAGAUAUGCCAACAAGUUCUGACAAUAAUAAUGUAGCAAUUCGCAUAAGAGACGGAAUAAGGAACUCAAUGUUUAUUGAACAUUAA